AUGACUAGCAACAACUCCGAUAACGAAACUGAGUCUUCCGCUUCAGAGCCUUGGACCGAUAACAGACCCGAUGCUGAAAUAUCUUUAGAAGAUGAGUUGUCGUUGGACAACCAACAGCAAGAAUCUCAAGACAACGCCACUACCACUACCGAACCCCUCGCUCCUGCCCCUCAUACCGUGCUAACAUCUACUGCUACAACACCCGACCUGACCACAACAAAUAAUGAAGACGAUGAAGAUGAAACUCCAAGAUUCAAUAUUAGUCUUGACUCUAAUGAUACUUUCUCUGUUCCACCAGCUCAGUCGGAGCCCAUCUCUGGUGAUACUUCUGUACCAACAGAGUCUUCUACUACGGCAUCCACUACUUUUAUUCACUCAACUGUGACCGACCCCCAGAAAGAACAAGAUGGAUCUCAGAAUGCGUACAUCUCGUAUCUUAUCACUACUGAAACAAACGUUCCGACUUUUCAAUCUCACCUUGUCAAAGUUCGCCGUCGGUUUUCCGACUUUUUCUUCCUUUAUAGUUUUCUUGUUUCUGAGUAUCCUGCCUGUGCUGUUCCACCACUUCCUGAUAAAAACCGCCUUGAAUACAUCAAGGGUGAUCGGUUUGGCCCAGAGUUUACUCUAAAACGCGCUGCUUCUUUGAACCGGUUCUUGGAUCGUAUCUCUAUGCAUCCAAUUUUACGUAAAGCUUCGACCUACCUUAUUUUUCUUGAGUCGAACGAGUGGCACGCUUACAAGCGUUCACUUGCAAUCCGUCAACAGACUUCACCAGAAACUCCAAGCGUUCUGGAUGGAUUAUCUGAUUCACUGCUUAAUGCUUUUUCAAAAGUUCAUACUCCUAAUGAAGAACUCAUCGAUGUCAAAGCAAAGAUGGACAAGCUCGACGAAAACUUACUUCAAGUUGAGCGUGCGUUCCUCAGAGUUUUGCGCCGUAAAGGUGACAUCUCUAGUGACUUUGACGACUUUUCACAGCAACUUAUUCGACUUGCUGGGCUUGAAAAGAACCUUGAGUCUGAAAUUGUUUCCUUUGCCAAUGGCACGGAGUUUAUCUCGCGAGCCACACUUCAGCUCCGCGAUCAAAUUGAUAAUGGAUAUAUCAUCUCUCUGCGCGACUUGCAAAACUACGUGACUUCCAUCAAAUCUCUCAUCAAACUUCGCGAGCAAAAGCAACUGGACUACGAAGCUCUCAUUGACUACCUGGCCAAGGCGCAACAGGAAAAACAAGCAAUGCAAAUUGGUAGCGGCUCAAAGAACUUUUUCCGUGCUCGUAUGGAAGACAUGCGAGGAAUUGACCAUGAAAAUGCAAAGAAUGAGCGCUUACGCAAGCUUGAAACGAAAAUUCAAAGUCUCUCUCAAGAAGUGGACAAUGUGAAGACUGCUUCUGAUACAUUCCAGGAUCUGGCCAUUAACGAAAUUGCAAUUUUCGAAAAUACAAAGGCCCACGAAAUGAAGGAAACCUUAAGUACGCUUGCUGAUAACCAUAUCAACUACUACCAGUCCUUAAUCCAUGAAUGGUCAGCUCUUUUAAAGACUUAG
Molecule: messenger RNA, 1539 nt
Organism: Magnusiomyces paraingens
Lineage: Eukaryota; Fungi; Ascomycota; Dipodascomycetes; Dipodascales; Dipodascaceae
Exons: 1
Coding region: 1-1539 (512 amino acids)
Biological process (GO): cytoplasm to vacuole targeting by the Cvt pathway; autophagy
Cellular component (GO): phagophore assembly site
Molecular function (GO): phosphatidylinositol binding
Source: RefSeq, a predicted model, not a curated record